CCAGGACUCAACACACUGGAGCCAGAGUGUGUUACAGCACACAGCGGGGAGCUGCACUUCUGCACACCUUUGAGCAGCAGUAUGAUGCAGGCAGGAGUCUAUCUGAGACAGGACACUGAGACAACACUACCAGAGCUCACUGAGCAGCACAGGAUCAAACAGAAAGAAGAAAAACUCAGUGGACUGCAGUCUGUCCACAUGGCAGAGUCAGAGACAGAGUGUGCUGCACCUGGACUCAACACACUGGAGUGUGUUACCGCACACAGUGGGGUCAGUGAUGUACACCACACACACACAUCACUGAUUAAAACAGAAACUGAUCUGGGCACCGCCUACAUUGGGGAUCUUAUUAAGACAGAGAGCCUUGACAGUACAGAGCUGGGAUAUGUAGCCCAUCUGCAUCCUGACCAAAUCAAAACAGAGGCUGAUAAUGGAGGAUACCUUAAGGCAGAACACAACAGUGACUUGCACAUUCAAUAUGUUAAUAUUAAAUCAGAUCAAAUGAAGUAUGAAUCUAGUGAAUGUUUGGUGAGUGAUGUCAUGAAUACUGUGAUGAAUGGAGCUGCUGUUGGUCACAAAGACCAGACUGAAUCAGGGCAAUGUGCAGGAGAGCCAAACCAAAACUGUAAAAAAGAAGAAAUUCAUGAUCAGCCGACUGAUUGUGGGAACAUAAAUAAUCACUGUGGCAUAAAUAAUGAAAACAGUCCGACCAAAACUUUCCAGAAAAGAGCAAAUGGUAAGAAAGAACAAAUACACUGUGAGAAAGUGCGUGUGAUAAGGGAACCUACGAUAAUUCAUUCAAGUAAAAACCUAAGCCUUUUGAAUUUAAUUCAGAACAAGACAAUUCAUAGAAAUAAAGGGGAGAUUCAUACUGUUGAAAAGCCAUACAAGUGUAAACAGUGUGAGAAGUCUUUUAAUUCAAAAUAUUAUUUAAAGUACCACCAGAGAAUUCAUACUGGUGAAGAGCCGUACAAGUGUACACAGUGUGAGAAGUCUUUUAGAUUAAAACAUUUUUUAGAUGCACACUUCAAAAUUCAUACAGGCGAAGAGCCGUACAAAUGUACACAGUGUGAGAAGUCUUUUAAUUCAAAAUAUUUCUUAGAUGCACACUUCAAAAUUCACACAGGUGAAGAUCCGUACAAAUGUAAGCAGUGUGGGAAGUCUUUUAAUUCAAAACAUUAUUUAGGUAUACACUUUAGAAGCCAUACCGGUGAAAGACCAUACAACUGUACAUGGUGUGAGAAGUGUUUUAUUACAAAAUCUGCUUUAAAUGUGCACCUGAAAAUUCAUUCAGGCAAAAAACCAUACAAGUGUGCACACUGUGAGAAGUCUUUUCAUAGAAAAUAUGAUUUGGGUAUACACCUGACAAUUCAUACAGGUGAAAAACCAUACCAGUGCACGAAGUGUGGUAGAAAAUAUUCAACAAGAUCUCAUUUGGAAUCACACCUACUAACUCAUACAGGUGAAAAACCUUACAUGUGUCAUGAUUGUGGAGCGUGCUUUUACACACGACAUGUUUUGAAUGUCCACCAGAGAAAAAUUCAUACAGGUGAAAGGCCCUACAAGUGUGCUGUGUGUGGGAAGUGCUUUCCCAUGUUAUCACAAUUAAGUAGCCACCAGAAAAUUCAUGCAGUUGAAAAGCCCAACAAAUGUACUCUGUGUGGUAAGUGUUUUCGUAGAAUACAUGAUUUAAAAACCCACCAGAGAAUUCAUACAGGUGAAAAGCCAUACAAGUGUACACAGUGUGGGAAGUGUUUUUCCAAAACAUCUAGUUUAAGUGGCCACCAGAGAAUCCAUACAGGUGAAAAACCACACAAAUGUGCACAGUGUGAGAAAUGUUUUUAUAGAAAAGGUGAUUUAGAUGUGCACGUGAGAACUCAUACAGGUGAAAAACCCCACAAAUGUAGCCAGUGUGGGAAGUGCUUUUCCAGGGUAGCACAAUUAAAUAGACACCUGAGGAUUCACACAGGUGAAAAGCCCUUCAAAUGUUCUUAGUGUGGGAGUUUCUUUUCCUUGAUAUUACAAUUAAAUAUCCAGCAGAGAAUUCUCAGCCAGAGAAUUCACACAGGUGAAAACCCAAACAAGGGUACACAGUGUGGGAAGUGCUUUUGCACAAUAUCAUAUUUAAAUAUCAUAACAGAAUUCAUUCAGGUGAAAAGUUUUUUUGUAUGUAUUUAGUUUUUGAUAAAAUUAUCUAUUUUAAGAACGUUCCGAAAGUAAAUACAAGUGGAAAGACUGACAAAUUCUCAUUAUGAAUUAUUUGAUGAAAACAUACUUUGUGAUUGUGGCUAUUUUGUGUAUGAAGUGUUUUCAGUAUUCAUCCAGUUUAAAAGAACACCUGAUAUUUUUACAUGUCAUUACAUGCAUUAGUGGAAGAUUUGUCAGUUUUUUUAUGAAGUCAAAUUUGUUAAAUGUUCACCAAAAAUACUUUUGCAAGAAAAAAGAAUCUACAAUUUUACCCAUCUGGUUUAAAGUGACAGCAGAAAAAGCAUAGUCAUAAGGACAAUGGUUCUUCUACGGUUUGUGUGUGUGUGACUGUGUGCACCAAUGUAAUUACCAGGACAAUGGAUGUCCGAAAACGACAUCACUGUUUCCCGUUCUGGUGUCCUGCUGUGCUGUGCUGUGCACUGUGCUUUUCCUUGCUGAUUGAAUUUUGGUUGACAGGCAGUUGGAUGAACAACGUCUUGACUGAGACAAACUGACCAUUUUAUUCUUUUCAUAGAUAAAAUAUUUUCCUUUGUAGUUUGAAGUUUGUUCAUUUGUGAUGUAAUUAUGGAAUUUGUAUGAAAGAAAUUAUGUGAAAACUGUGAUAUACUGUAGAAAGAAUAAUCUGUAUCGUGUAUUGCAAACUUGUUUUCUGAGAAUUAAUUUGACGGGACUGGCCUUUUCAGUUCUUUUACUGCCAAUGUAGAGGCUGUUAUGUGUUUUUUACAAAAGCUUUAGAUUUAGAUUUUAGGCAGUAUUUUAUAUCUGAGAUAUCAGUUGAAGUUCUUUUUUUCUAUCUUUAUUUUUCAAUGUCUGAAUUGUGUAUGAAAUAUUUUUUCAUUGUGUGUGCUCAUACCAAGGCCUUUGUGCCUGUAAACUUCUGUAUAAACUUCUGUAUAAAUAAUGUCCUUUGCUUUGUCAUUGAUUUCUCCUUUACUACCCUGUUUGUAAAUGUAGUUCUAAUUCUCGUUGUACAGAGUAACUUGUGACACUAAUUGUGCAACUAAUAAAUUUCACUCAGGGUGUA
Messenger RNA from Anguilla anguilla (European eel), 3232 nucleotides. Its product is annotated as zinc finger protein 2 homolog. NCBI's taxonomy places the organism in Eukaryota, Metazoa, Chordata, Actinopteri, Anguilliformes, Anguillidae. The record is from RefSeq and is a predicted model, not a curated record. The transcript is spliced from 2 exons. Bases 82 to 1995 code for a protein of 637 amino acids.